AUGGCUGAUAAGCCAUCUCUUUGCCGUGAUUCGACAAUGGCAUUAACUGUUAAGGCAGGUAAAGAGUUUCUGGCCGGUGAAAAGCUGGGCGAUGUGCGAGCUAUAACCAAUCAACUCAAGAAGUCCGAGCAGUCAUUCAAAAGGAGCACAACAGUCGAUAAAACUAUAGCGGAAGCCAGGAUUCUCCUUGGCAAGGACUUUAAACUCGCAGACACUACGACUGGUCGUACCUUAAGAGACAGAGCCCCAAAGCCAGUUUCAGUCACACCGAUUGGAUCAAAACGUGGUAUCAAAGGAAAGAAAGUUCAGGGGGUUAAAAAGGCUAAAUUGAUCGAUGCGGAUCCACUGGAUGACUAUUUUAGUGAUUAA
Molecule: messenger RNA, 369 nt
Organism: Protopolystoma xenopodis
Lineage: Eukaryota; Metazoa; Platyhelminthes; Monogenea; Polystomatidea; Polystomatidae
Source: the annotation of a GenBank genome assembly